AUGGAGUCCAUCUCCAAGGCCGAGUACAAUGUCCGCAAUCUGAAGACUCGCUCCGUGACCCUGUUCCCCAGCCGUGCUCAGAUCUGUAGAGAACUCAAGGACAUCCCACUCCACCCAGGCACCAACGAGAUCACCAUCAUCGGUCUCUCCCCAACCGUAGAUGAGCAAUCUAUCAAGGUCGAAGGCAGCGGCUCGGCCAUCAUUUCCGACAUUGCUGUCGAGUCCCUGCCAAAUCGAGACAUCUUUGAGGAUAUCUAUCCAGAAUUCGAGCAAGACAAGACCAAGAACGAGGCAGAAGACGAUGUCAGCGAGAGCGACGAGGAGCCAGAGUUCGCUGAGAGUGCUGAGCUCCAGGCUGCCAAGAACAAUGUCAAAGACCUUCUAGAUCUUCUCAAAGCUGCCGAGGAGUCUGAACAGGCUGCCGAGAAGCGUCAAGCCAGCCUGGACUCUACCACCGUAACCCUCAAUUGGGAGUCCAAGGUCGAUGUGGAGGAGACCAUGGACUCGGUCAGCCGCGCCCGCGACAAGCUCGCCACAAGGCGGAUCGAGGCGGCAAGAAGGCAGCGAGAGCUGUCCCAGCCCUUGGCCAAGGCCAGGCAGCAGGCCGAUCGCCUAGGCAAGCUGCACCGGCGGGAAAAGGCCCGGGCUACGCAGGAGGCCAAGAGGAUCCGGCUGGCCAAGACCAAGGCGAAGCUCCAAGAGUCCCGCCGGGAGGAAGAGCGCCUGAAGGAGAAGGCGCGCAAGCGCAAAGAGUACGAGAAGUUCUGGCCCAAAUACUGCUACGCGGUCCGGAUCCAGCUCGUCGCCAAUACCUUUACUCCCACGACGUCGCGCCGGGCGUCUGUCUCGAGCGAUGUCGACAUGGUGGUCGAGCUUGCAGCCCCCGAUGUCAGCGAGCAGCCGCGCACCAUCGAUCUCGUGCUCUCGUAUGUGACGACGUCUGCAUACUGGUCGCCCAGCUACGAUCUGCAGCUCUCCACGACCAACGCUACGGGCCUGCUGUGUUUCGAUGCUCAGAUCCACAACACCACGUCGGAGACCUGGGACAAGUGCAAGAUCACCCUCUCCACCUCUCUGGCUGCAUUCUCUGUCCUUGAGGAGACGAUGCCAUCUCUUGUGCCCUGGCACCUCGAGCUGGCACCCAAGGAAGGGCCCGCGGCGGUGGAGGAUAACGCCGUUCUCUACAGCAAGGAGGAGAAAAUGCACAAGGCCAAACCCUUGUGCUCAUGGGGCAAGAAGAGCCAUACUUCCAUUGAGAAAUCCAGGAGCGAGAUGUUCGGAACGUCUUCGCCGCCGACAGUGGCUGCCCUGGCUUCAAUGAACCCGGCCCAUUUUCAGAUGGCUACUCAGCAAGCUGCUCAACAAGCGGCAAUGCAGCAGCAGCAGCGUCAACGGCAGCUUCUCGCUCAGCAGCAACAGCAGCAACAGCAGCAGCAGCAACAGCAGCAACAGCAGAUGCAACAGAUGCCACAGAGAAACAUCCAGAACUUCCUCAACCAGCCAACAAACAACGGCAUGGUCCCGUCUUACGAGACCGCCUCCACAACCAGCACCGAAGACCUCCAGCACCUCGACUUCCAAGAAUCCCUCGUGGAGGAGAUGGGCUUCUCCACCUCGUACGACCUUCCCGGCCUCAAGACGCUGGCGCCCAAGUCCAGCUCGUCCAAGCAGCGCGUGGCCCGCCUCAGCUUCUCCAACAUCCACUACUGCCACACCGUCGUGCCCAAGUACCGCUCGGCGGCGUACCUGAGCGCCAAGAUGCUCAACUCGAGCAAGCUAACCCUCCUGCGCGGCCAGGUGGGAGUGACCCUCGACGGCAGCUUCAUGGGCCGCACGAUGCUCCCCAAGUGCGGCAGCGGCGAGAGCGUCAACCUCAGCCUAGGCGUCGACCCGGCCAUCCGCGUGGGCUACUCGCAGCCCGAGAUGAAGCGCGCCACGAGCGGCUUCUUCACCAAGGAGGACAUCAAGCUGUACGAGCGGGCGAUCCGGGUGGAGAACACGCGCACAACCGCCGACUCCCCCGUCAAGCUCAUCGUGUCGGACCAGGUGCCGCUGUCGAGGGACGAGAGCCUGCGCGUCGAGCUGCUCAAGCCCGAGGGCCUGGUCGUCGGCGCCGAGAGCCAGCCGGCGGGAGAGCCUGGCAAGGACAAGGACGAGGAUUGGGGUUCGGCCAAGGCGCAUCUGCGCAAGACGGGCACGAUCGACUGGCUGGUUGCGCUGCAGCCGGGCAAGUCUGUCAAGUUGUCGCUCGAGUAUCUCGUGGCAACGCCGAUUGGGAACCAUGCGAAGCAGGCCUGGGCUUAG
Molecule: messenger RNA, 2304 nt
Organism: Clonostachys rhizophaga
Lineage: Eukaryota; Fungi; Ascomycota; Sordariomycetes; Hypocreales; Bionectriaceae
Source: the annotation of a GenBank genome assembly